This is a messenger RNA of Penicillium angulare, 990 nucleotides long. RefSeq lists its product as uncharacterized. The record is from RefSeq and is a predicted model, not a curated record. Lineage: Eukaryota; Fungi; Ascomycota; Eurotiomycetes; Eurotiales; Aspergillaceae. Gene Ontology annotation, biological process: phosphate ion transmembrane transport; mitochondrial transport; malate transmembrane transport. The coding region runs from base 1 to 990 and encodes 329 amino acids. Gene Ontology annotation, molecular function: sulfate transmembrane transporter activity; antiporter activity; malate transmembrane transporter activity. Gene Ontology annotation, cellular component: mitochondrial membrane. The transcript has 3 exons.
AUGGCAGACACGAGCAAAUUCAUGGACGCUCCAGUCGCUCAUUCGCGGGUGGUGCCUGUGUCGGGAUCGACUUUCGCGGCGGCGCCGCCUCCUCCGCCCAAAAUACUGCAUUACCCUUUCUGGUUUGGAGGGUCUGCAUCAUGUUUUGCGGCGGCUGUGACACACCCUUUAGAUCUAGGUAUGUGUUUUUGCUAUGUUCGAUUACAAACACGUGCGCCCGAUGCGCCGAAGACGAUGCUGGGCACGUUUGGACAUAUCGUGAGACAUAAUGGAGUCACCGGUCUAUACAGUGGUCUCUCCGCUGCAAUUCUACGCCAGAUAACAUACUCCACCACCCGCUUUGGUAUAUACGAAGAACUCAAAUCCCGCAUCACCAAGAACUCAGACUCCCCCGCCGCGGCACCGGGCCUCCUCACCCUAAUCGGAAUGGCCAGUGUCUCAGGCUUCAUCGGUGGAUUCGCCGGUAACCCAGCCGAUGUCAUGAACGUCCGUAUGCAAUCCGACGCGGCCUUGCCACCCCACCAACGCCGAAACUACCGUAACGCCCUCCACGGCCUUGUACAAAUGACCCGUGCCGAAGGCUUCAAAUCCCUCUUUCGCGGUGUCUGGCCUAAUUCAACCCGUGCUGUGCUUAUGACAGCCUCCCAGCUAGCUUCAUACGAUACCUUCAAGAAAAUGUGUAUCGACAAGGUCGGCAUGAAGGAUAACCUCGGCACACAUUUCACAGCUUCAUUUAUGGCUGGUUUCGUUGCUACUACUGUCUGCAGUCCUGUGGACGUGAUCAAGACUCGUAUUAUGAGUGCUUCACAUGCCGAUGGCCAGGGACAAAGCAUGGUUACCUUGCUUCGUGAUAUUUGUCGCAAAGAAGGCCUUUCAUGGACUUUCCGUGGUUGGGUACCAAGCUUUAUUCGUUUGGGUCCUCAUACCAUUGCUACUUUUAUCUUCCUUGAAGAACAUAAAAAGUUAUAUCGAAGGUUGAAGGGGAUCUAA